GGAAAAAAUCGAGUCGACAUUGAAGCGGCGUUGCACGGGGUGGGAGCUUUUCACAAAACCGCAAUCGCUGGUCCCCCCGAAAGUCCGAAGCUGGACGGAUGGAGUCGUAAUUCCACGGGGAAAAGGUAAAGGUAUCUUUCUGGCAUAACUACCGUGACGAAGCUACGUGACUCCAUUUGCUGGAGCAGCAUCGAGGCGUGCGGUGGGCCUUAAGAUUAAUUUGACGCAUCAGCAGAAAGUUUGAUUCAGCAGCGCCGGAUAGGAUGGCUGCCGGAAAGUGGAUGCUUCCGAUUGCGCUUUGCUGCCUGCUCGCUACGGUAGCAAGUGUCGAUCGGAACAAUUUCAAAACGUGCGAACAGAGCAGCUUCUGUCGCCGGUUGCGUUCGCUGGAACCACAAACGAGCGAGUUCGAGGUGUUGCCACAGUCGCUGCAGCAGUUCAAGCAGUACAUUACGCUGACGCUCGCUCACCAACGGACCAAGCAUGAGUAUACGCUGAAGCUGGCAUGCGUCAAAGGUGCCGGUUCGUUCCACAUGCAGGUGGACGAGAAGCAACCGUUGAGUGUGCGGUACCGCGUGCAGGAUGCACUCGUCCAGGAACCACAGUACGGACCGACGAAGGUUGAAAGCACAUCCGGCACACUGAUCAUGGUGGCGUGCGGGGAAGGGGAUGGUGUGAAGGCUGCCAUCCAGGUCGCUCCGUUCAAGGUGGACUUCUUCCAGCAGGGCAAGCUGGUGGUGACGGCGAACGGCAAGGGUAUGAUGCGGUUCGAGCAUCUGCGCCACAAACCGGAACCGAAGCCGGAUCCGAACGCGGAACAGAAGGAAGGUGGUGAUGGUGAGCAGGAAGCGGCCCAGGCCGAUGAACCACCGGCCGAUGAUCCGGGUGCGUGGGAAGAGAACUUCAAAUCACACCACGACUCCAAACCGAAGGGUCCGGAAGGAUUGGCACUCGACUUUACCUUCCCGCAGGCGAAGGUACUGUUCGGAGUGCCGGAACAUGCGGACACGUUCGCGUUGCGCCACACCGCUACGAAAGGGACCGACCCGUACCGGCUAUACAAUCUGGACGUGUUUGAGUACGAGCUAAACAAUGGUAUGGCACUGUACGGUUCGGUGCCGGUGGUGUACGGCCACGGAGAAACGUCCACGACCGGUGUGUUUUGGUUGAAUGCGGCCGAAACGUGGGUGGAUGUGUUUAGCACGAACCGCGAUACGGACGUUGUGUCGUCGCUGGUGAAUCUGGUCUCGUGGAACAGCCAGACGGAACCACCGGCCGUGAACUUCAUCUCGGAGAGCGGCAUUAUGGACGUGUUCGUACUGCUGGGACCCGGUCCGACCGAUGCAUUCCGACAGUUUACCGACCUGACCGGGAAAGCACCGCUGCCACAGCUGUACGCGAUUGCUUACCACCAGUGCCGCUGGAACUACAACGACGAGCGGGACGUGGAGAGUGUGUCGGCCAAGUUCGACGAGCACGACAUCCCGAUGGACACGAUGUGGCUGGAUAUUGAGUACACGGACGGAAAACGCUACUUCACCUGGGACCAUCACAAGUUCCCCCAUCCGGUCGAGAUGAUCCGCAACCUAACCGACCUGGGCCGCCAUCUAACGAUCAUCAUCGAUCCGCACAUCAAGCGGGACGGCGGUUACUUCUUCCACAACGAAUGUACCGACCGGGGACUGUACGUGAAGAACAAAGAUGGUGGCGAUUACGAGGGUUGGUGUUGGCCGGGUGCAGCGAGCUACGUCGAUUUCUUCAAUCCGGACGCACGGCGUCAUUACGCGGACCAGUAUCUGCUGGAAAAUUUCCGCGAGCAGUCGGAAACGGUUGGCAUCUGGAACGAUAUGAACGAACCGUCCGUGUUUAAUGGGCCGGAAGUGACGAUGCUGAAGGACAACCUGCACCACGGUGGGUUGGAACAUCGGGAUGUGCAUAACCUUUACGGACACAUGCAGCUGGUUGCCACGUUCGAUGGUUUGUUGCGGCGUGGCCAGGGACGGCUGCGUCCGUUCAUCCUGACCCGUUCGCACUUUGCCGGCAGCCAGCGGUAUGCGGCCGUCUGGACCGGCGACAAUAUGGCGGAAUGGGGACAUUUGCAAGCAUCGAUCAAGAUGUGCCUGUCGCUGUCGGUCGCCGGUAUUAGCUUCUGCGGUGCGGAUGUCGGCGGAUUCUUCGGCAAUCCGGAUGGCGAGCUGUUUUCGCGCUGGUAUCAAACCGGUGCGUUCCAACCGUUCUUCCGUUCGCACGCCCACAUCGAUACGAAGCGACGCGAACCGUGGCUGUUCCCGGAGGACGUGAAGCUGGUGAUACGGGACGCGAUCCGGAAGCGGUACCGGUUGCUGCCGUUCUGGUACACGAUGUUCUACGAGCAUGAGCGCAGCGGGUUGCCGAUUAUGCGCCCACUGCUGGCACACUACCCGACGGAUGUGAACGCGUUUGCGAUCGACCAUCAGUUUCUGCUCGGCGAUCAGCUGCUGGUAGCGCCGGUUUUGGAUCAGAAGCAGCAACGCAGCCGUGAGGUUUACUUCCCGGUGCGGGGUGAUGGGCAGGGUGACUGGUGGUACGAUUGGGACACGCACCGGAAGCAUACCGGUACGGGCGUGGAAGCGAUCCCGGUCGAUAGCUACAAGGUGCCGGUGUUCCAGCGCGGUGGUACGAUUCUGCCGACCAAGGAACGGAUCCGGCGUGCCUCGACGCUGAUGCGUCACGAUCCGUACACGCUGACGGUGGCACUGGAUCGGGAGGGACGUGCGAAGGGUACGCUGUACAUCGACGACGAACAAAGCUACGAGUACCGGCGGGGUCAGUAUCUGUAUCUGGAGUUUGAGUUCCGUGAUGGUGUGCUGAGCAGCAGGAAAAUUGACACCACUGCAACCUACCAAACGGAUACGUGGCUCGAGCGUGUGAUUAUCGUCGGACUGGGAAAGACGCCAACGGCGGCCACCCUCUACACGGAUGCAUCCGGGGCAGCUACCGGCCGGUUGGAGCUGGAACGGGCGGGAGACGUUGUGACUGUGCGCAAACCGGGCGUCUCCAUGCUUGACGCUUGGUCGAUUAAGCUUGAUUUUUAAGUAACUGUGGGGCGAAGAAUUACACAUAUAUUAGACGUAGUAGCAGUUGUAGUAGAAGGGACCGGUCCGAUAGGUGAGGUGAUAGUGGUGUCCGUCUUUACACGACGGCAUCGGAACCCAUCCCGGGGACCGUGUCUCCCCGUACGUAGGAUUGACUACUGGGUAAAAUGAAGUCAAGAGAAGCAGAAAUUGGCAGGUCAAGAGCUCUUAAGCGUUAAAAAAAUAAUAGUAGCAGUUGAUGUAACUUGGAGUAACCUCCCGGAGCUAGAAGUUGUUUGGUGGAAGCGCACCACUACCUUUCGGGCGUGAUCAAAAUUAUCGCGUACGGUGUAUCCCUAUGGGAACAGAGAGAAAAAGAGCGAGACCAAGAGAGAUAGAAGGGGCUCACAUUGUAUGGAAAUUAAAGGUUUAGAAUUUUGAAUAAAACCACCACUUUCCAAACUUUAAAA
Anopheles stephensi (Asian malaria mosquito) is the source of this 3523-nucleotide messenger RNA. RefSeq names its product neutral alpha-glucosidase AB (gene GCS2alpha). Gene Ontology annotation, molecular function: alpha-glucosidase activity; carbohydrate binding. The record is from RefSeq and is a predicted model, not a curated record. NCBI's taxonomy places the organism in Eukaryota, Metazoa, Arthropoda, Insecta, Diptera, Culicidae. The transcript has 4 exons. Gene Ontology annotation, biological process: carbohydrate metabolic process; N-glycan processing. Bases 264 to 3074 code for a protein of 936 amino acids.